AUGGUUCCAAAAGAGGAACAGGAUGCCGCUGGACAGUCAUCUUAUUCUCCAAGCCCUGACAAGGAAACACUCCAAGUCCCAGAUGCAGAAGAGCCUGCCACCCGACGGUCUCUUUACUUGCCGAGCAUUGAAAUGGAGUCACUCUGCCUCUCAAAGCUUCCAGUAUUUGUACAUGAAAACACAUCAUCAAAAAAGAAUUUCUGCUACCGUGGCUUUGGGAACAUCUUCCCAUACCUCUUUUUCAUCUCUGUCUUGGUCAUCUAUGCCUUUCUGGGAGCAGUCCUCUUUCGUGUUAUUGAGCGUGGUAAAAAUGACAGCAAUGUUGAAUUUGAGGCAUUUUUGAACAAACUCUGGACUUUCUAUGAAAGAAAUAAAGCAGGAUCAGAAGAAGAGAGAAAGACGAAUUUCAUGACAGUGACCACAAAGAUGAUACAGGAUGAAGUGAAGCAUGAUUGGCUCAUCAGCUCCAAGGACUGGUCAUUGGUGGAAUCCCUAUUUUUCUGCUGUACUGUAUUUACCACAGUGGGUUACGGCAAUAUCUACCCCAGAACAAGACUUGGAAAAAUUGUGUGUGUGCUGUAUGCUCUCUUUGGGAUACCUUUUAUGUUCUUGGUUAUGACAACCGUUGGUGAUGUCCUAACAUCCAUCCUAUCUAUGAUUUACAAUAAUUACAAAAAUCGUCACGUCCUUAAUCUUGUACCACAAAUCAGAAGGCAUAGAAAUACGAACACGAAAGCUGAUCCUUCCAAUCAGGUCUUUCCUCAUACUGAGGUAGAAAAGUCAGGCCACAAUUUCAAAGUGCAAAAAGACAAUAAAACAACUCAUAAACACCCAAAGGAACAACACCAGAAUAUGGAACUAUUCUAAAAGAUUGUGAGGAGAGAGAAUGAAAACAUGUUGCAUGUUACUCCUCAACUAGAAAGGAGCAUUUCAUGUCCUAACCUGGUGGAGUAUAUAAAAUCACGUCAAUCUAGUCACAAAAGCUUGAGAGAUGUAGGAAGAAUAGUUGAACACUUUGAUAUUCCCAUUCUAAUAAUUGCCUGUAUUGUGUUUGCCUACAUCUCCUUAGGAGCAGCAUUUCUACCAUUUUGGGAAACUCAAUUGGACUUUGUGACUGCAUUUUAUUUUUGUUUUAUAACAUUUACCACAAUUGGGUUUGGGGAUAUCGAGUUGCACAAUACCUCUCAUUUUCUCUUUUGUUCCAUGUAUAUUAUUGUUGGCAUGGAAAUUGUCUUCAUCACUUUCAAACUGCUCCAGGACAGAUUGUUCCACGUUUACGAAACCAUCAUAAUAUUUGUCACAAGAUGGGACGUUGACUAG
Messenger RNA from Vombatus ursinus (common wombat), 1320 nucleotides. It is a transcript of the gene KCNK18, whose product is annotated as potassium two pore domain channel subfamily K member 18. Gene Ontology annotation, molecular function: potassium ion leak channel activity. The transcript has 3 exons. Gene Ontology annotation, biological process: potassium ion transmembrane transport; stabilization of membrane potential. Lineage: Eukaryota; Metazoa; Chordata; Mammalia; Diprotodontia; Vombatidae. Gene Ontology annotation, cellular component: membrane. The record is from RefSeq and is a predicted model, not a curated record.